This is a messenger RNA of Salvia miltiorrhiza (redroot sage), 2481 nucleotides long. RefSeq names its product phosphatidylinositol 4-phosphate 5-kinase 6-like. The coding region runs from base 230 to 2242 and encodes 670 amino acids. NCBI's taxonomy places the organism in Eukaryota, Viridiplantae, Streptophyta, Magnoliopsida, Lamiales, Lamiaceae. The record is from RefSeq and is a predicted model, not a curated record. Gene Ontology annotation, biological process: phosphatidylinositol metabolic process. The transcript has 8 exons. Gene Ontology annotation, molecular function: 1-phosphatidylinositol-4-phosphate 5-kinase activity; ATP binding.
AACAUGUCGGCACGCAGAUAAACACCCACAUCACAUACAAUAUACCAACCUUCUUCUCUUCUUCUCUUCUUCCAAUCAAUAAUCAAUUCUCUCUCUCUCUCUCUCUCUCUGGAGUUUCAGGCUAAGAUGAUCGGUUUGUGGCAGCCAAGGCAGUGAAUGAGAAAUAUGGAUAUUGGUUAAGAAAAGCACAAGUGAAGAAAAAGGCCAAGAAAAAAAAAUACUCACAACAAUGUCUGUGGCACAUGUGGAUGAUGAUGAAGAAGAUGACAUCCACAAACCUAGCAAACUCCACCAUGUUGAGAAGGCUUUCACCAAUGGUGACAUCUACCUAGGCCAGUGGGCGGAAAACUGCCCGAACGGGCAGGGAAAGUUCCUAUGGGCAGAUGGCUGCAUGUAUGUGGGCAGCUGGUGCAGAGGCAAGACCAUGGGAAGGGGCAAGUUCAGCUGGCCCUCGGGUGCCACCUACGAGGGCCAGUUCAAGAACGGGUACAUGGAUGGGGAGGGCACGUACACGGGCUCAUCCAACGACACCUACAGAGGCAUGUGGCUGUCCAACACGAGGCAUGGUGGUGGGAUGCAGAGCUUCAGCAAUGGGGAUUGCUAUAAAGGGCAGUGGUGCCACGGGCAGCCCGAGGGGAAAGGGAGGUAUACAUGGAGGAAUGGGAAUGAGUAUGUAGGGGGUUGGAAGGAGGGGAAGAUGAAUGGUGUGGGGACUCUUGUUUGGGCUAAUGGGAGCUUGUAUGAGGGGAGCUGGCAAGAUGGGCUGCCAAAGGGAAACGGGACCUUCCGUUGGGUCGAUGGGAGCUUCUAUGUGGGAGUUUGGAGUGAGGAUGCAAGAGAGCAAAGUGGGACUUACUACACAUCUAGUGCUAAUAGAGGGACUCUUGAUUGGGACCCUUUGAAUGUGUAUUUGGUGUAUUUGAGAGAUUGCAGUGUUGGAGCUGUGGAGAAGAUUCCGGUUUUCCCCUCGGAGAAGACGGUGAGCUGGCAAUGUGGAGGGAUGCCAUUGCAGAAUCUGAUCAUUAGGCCUGCAACAAGGCAGGGAAACACAAUAUCAAAAGGGCAUAAGAAUUAUGAACUCAUGUUGAAUUUGCAGCUUGGCAUAAGACAUUCUGCAGGAAAAUCUGCGCCGGCUACAUCCCUUGACCUAAAAUCUACAGCAUUUGAUUCGAGAAAUAAAGUGUGGACGAAGUUCCCGCCCGAAGGGUCUAAGCACACCCCACCUCACCAAUCAUGUGAAUUCAAAUGGAAGGAUUACUGCCCCUUGGUUUUCAGAACACUUAGGAAGCUAUUUAAGGUUGAUCCAGCAAACUACAUGAUGUCAAUAUGCGGGAGCGACGCCCUCCGCGAGCUCUCAUCGCCUGGCAAAAGUGGGAGCUUCUUCUACUUAACCAACGACGACAAGUACAUGAUAAAAACUGUUAAGAAGUCUGAAGUAAAAAUGCUUAAGAGAAUGCUUCCGGCUUACUAUAAUCACGUUCGCUUCCAUGAAAACACGCUACUCACCAGAUUUUAUGGGCUCCACUGUGUGAAGAUGACUGGACCUGCACAGAAGAAGGUGAGGUUUGUCAUUAUGGGCAACUUGUUCUGCACUGAAUACUCAAUCCAUAGACGCUUCGACUUGAAAGGCUCCUCCCACGGCCGCCUAGCUGUCAAGCAUGAAUCCGAGAUUGACUCAACGACCACCCUCAAGGAUCUUGAUCUGAACCUCAUCUUUCGACUGCAGAAAUCUUGGUUCCAAGAGUUUUGCAGGCAAGUGAGCCGCGACUGUGACUUUCUUGAACACGAGAAGAUCAUGGAUUACAGCCUCUUGGUUGGCAUUCAUUUCAGAGAGAUAUCACAAUCUGGACAGCCACUCAGUACUACUGAGACGAAUACUUCAAAACAACACCAAACUCCAGUUGGAAAUGGACACAAAACCGGUGAAGGAGAAGCUCCCUUUGAUGCUAACUGGUGGACAUCUAUCAGAUUAGGUUCCAACAUGCCUGCACGAGCUGAGCUGACCACGAGGAGAAGCAAUGGCGAGUGCCAGCUGGUGGGAGAGGCAACAGGGGAGUGCUAUGAUGUGAUCCUAGUGUUUGGUAUAAUCGACAUACUGCAAGACUAUGAUAUCAGCAAGAAGCUUGAGCACGCGUACAAGUCCUUCCAACACGAUCCAACAUCAAUAUCGGCUAUUGAUCCUAGGCACUACUCCAAGCGCUUCCGUGACUUCAUAUUCAAGAUCUUCACAGAAGAUGGUUGAAUAUCAACACGGAUGAUUUGUCGAGUGCUGCAUUUGAAUGUAGAUACGGUGGUUUGAGGAAGUAGAUGUUGUAUAGAAAUGAGAAAAAAGGAUCAAAUGAGAACCUCUUUUGUAUGUUAUAUAUGUUGCAGUUGGAUUCUAAUGUUGGGAUCACAACUAAUUUGCACUUCUAUAUGUUGUAAAUAAAUUAACUAUGUUUAGUAUGAGUUUUUGGCCUAUCACAUCUUACAAAUUAAGAA